AUGGCGGACCAUUGGGUAGCGGAGGUUUUUCCUCCCAGAUUUCAGUUCUCAAGCGUAGAUGAGAUGUUGCAAAAUAACAAGGAAGACGAAACGGAGAACAAAAGGACUCAUACUGGCGAUGAAGUGUAUCGUAAAGUUUAUUAUGAUGAGGAAAAAGCCAAGAAACCAAGUGAUGAACAAUCAAAUUCCAAACGACGUCGUGCUCGUGGAAAGCGCCAGACUGAUCCCAGUGAUGCAAGCAGAAAAGAGAAGAAGAUUGAGAUGAAAUCACAAACUAACAACGACCAUGAAUGUAUAUGGAGUCAAAGUGAACUGAAGAUGCUACGAAAGUUUCUACAAAAAGCUAAGAUGCAAAACCUUCAACUUGCUGCACUUCUGGAAUCGGCACAAAGCGAAAUAAGAAUGUGGAAAGAAAAGUUUAAAGAUGUGACCGAAUCGGAGAAUCUCGUAGAAAAUAGAUAUCAAGUUCUGAAAAAGAAGUAUGAACGAUUGAAAGUCAACUAUAGAGCACUGAAGGAAGACGUCAGAAAGUAUCAUAACAACUUGAAAGUUACAAGAAGAGAUUAUCAAGAACUACAAGACGAGAAAAACGAUAUUGAGAAAUCAUUCAACGAGACAAAAUUAAACCUGAACAGGGAAAAACUCCACAGUGAGCAACUUCAAGCAAAGUUAGAGAGGAGAGAAAGGGAAUUUGAGGAAAGUUUGAAACGUUGUGAAUUCUUCUUGGAACAACAACAUUUAAUUGAGAAAACAAAGUUGCAAAGAGACAUUGAUAGACUGAGAAAGGAAUGUGAAAAGGAGAAGGAAGAAAACAGCUUAAAUAAGAAGGCACUUGAACACCUAAGGACCCAUUUUGCCAACCUGCAGAUACUCGGAGAUAGUACAGAGAGAAGUAAAGAAACAGAUAAUGUGCUUAGUGUUGUAGAUAUUGACUAUCUGCCAAAAUAAAUAACACUCUCAAAUGGUCAGAAACUUAUCAAGGGGUGGGGAAUGAUUCCUUUAAAAAUGUGGCUCUUAGAAAGUUUUUGCUCAAUCUCCAAAUCUCAAAAGCUUUUGCAAUAGUCUUGAAGUCUUUUUUGUGUGUUUUUGCAUAACAGACUCUUAGGUUUUUUUGCUCAAGUGUAUUGUCUUUUUGGAUUUGUCAUGUAUUUAUUUGGUUUUCAGGAGUCAAGUUUUUCAGGGUUCAAGGGCACAAGUUCUCAAACUCUGAGGAGAAAUAUUGAGACAGUGUAGCACAACUUGCAUUUUGAGAUCACAUUUACUCAGCCUUCUGUUAAUGCUGCACUUACUUGAUUCAAUAAUUAUUGUUGCAUCUCCUACUCAGUUUUGGUAUAAUAAAGUCUCGGCUCAGAUUUUCUAAAAUUGUUGAGGUCUCGGUCUCAGAUUUUCAAACAGGGGACUAUGCAUAUUGGCAAAUCUUGGAUCUUACCCUUCACCACCCCUUCAUCAACAAGGAUAAAAGUUAGGAUUUGAAGAGUGCCGACUUUCUCUGAACUUUUCUGGCAGCCUUGUAAUGUAUCUUGUUUUUUAAAAAAAUUAAGAGGGGGUGGGCUGAGCUUUUCUCUAUGAAGCUACAUGACACUGAUUAAAGCUAACUUUUGCAAUGUUUCCUUGAGGAAAACAAUUUUUUGCCAUUUUGCAAAAUUUUACUGGAAGGAAUGGAAUUCUCUUUGAUAAGAAGAGCAUUGGUCAGAUUCUGACUUACCUGUCUAAUGUGGCUUCCAUAUUUUUUGUACAACAGCCCACACAGAGAGGAUGUCUUAAAAAAAGAGUGGGUGCUGAGACAUCUUCUGGAAAACACUUUCCUGCCCUCAGGGUUCUGCUCUCAAUACUGUAAUAUUGCGUGUAGGGAGUCAAAGCUCUGAACCUCUGAAAACCAGGGUGCCAUGAAUAUAUAUAUAUUUUUUUAUGCAGGCCAACAACUUAAGAACAAAAGUGAGUCACCACGGGCCACAAGUUACAACUAGAAUCUGUCCAAAAUAACUAUUUGUGACUGAAAAAAAAAGGCAGCUUAGUUCCCAUGAUCUGAAUGGUUUGACCUUGAUACAGGAAAUUGAGACCAGAUUAGAAAGUUGACAUCCAUUUUGAUCAAACGUUAAUUCUUAAAAGGACUGUGGGCCCAAUGCACAUUGCAUUGUACUAGAAGUUGUAGGGGUUGGGUUGCCUUUUCUUUUGUUUUCCUGCCCUUUGAAGUCACAUGACCUUCUCUUUCAGUCUUCCUGUUCACCUAAAGUAAUGACCAAACAGUGACCAAAAAUCUAACUUGAAUGACUGCAUUGUUGGGGAUGACUGUAUUCAUGUAUUGGCCCAAUUCAAAUCUUGUAACUGUCUAUCGCUGUGAAAAUAAAAGUCUGUGUACACAGUGAAUAAUUCAUUUCCACAAUAGUAUUUAACUUUUCAUUAACUCCCAAGUCUCAUUUUUGAACAUGCAGUUACAUUCUAUACACUGUUUUUGUAUGCCAUACUUUUUAAAACUUUACAGGCAGCAUUCAGUGUACCCCAGAGUUUUUCAAUACCAGGGUUCUUAAAGAUACAUGUAAAAAUGUUUGUGUAAAAUGUAUCAUAUGCCUCCAUAAUAAACAGCAAUUAGGUACUAGCAUUGGACCAUUUAACUAUGAGUUAGGGCACAAUUAAGUUAAAACUGGCCAAAACCAGCUUACCAUUUAAAAAGGUUUGAUAAACACUCCCAUCAUUUUUGCAGGGGUGUUCCCUUCGGGGACAAGUAAUCCUGCAAAAGAUAAACAAACAGACCAACAGUGCUACCCCCUACCUCUUAUUGUUCCUAUUAAAAAUCUAUGUUCUGUCCCCAGCAUAAGACAAAGUGAGAUCUGGGUACACGAUUAAGGAGAAACUAACUGGUACAACUGGAGAGACUAUGGUAAAACAGAGACUGCAGCGCUGGUGAUCUGUGGACUCCCACUACUUAGCAAAAGUAUUUAUGUUAUUAUUAUUAUUACUAUUGUUUGUUUCUUUUAUUAUCAGCUUUAGAGAUGUCCUCCCUCCUUGAAUAAUUCCAAAAAUAUUCCCUUGAUCAAGGAAGAAUUAAUGCUGCCCAAAAAUUUCCCCCUCUUUUCUCUCGACUACAUGCCUGCCACUCAAAAAAUAAACACUUUACAAAACUAUUUGAAUCAGCAGCCUUAUAGCUACAUUUAAUUUGGCUGCAUGUUAUUUACCUGUGGGAAGUGGCAACAAUGGACAGCUGUUUCUCCUAUAUUUGGGUUCACCAGUAUAGCAUAGCAGGGGCGGAUCCGGGAUUUUUCUUACGAGGGGAUGCACCACUAAGGAACUACCAUAUGCAUUUUAACUACCAUUUUUACAUAAAUUCUGCAACCUCAUGUCAUGUCUUUCUCCAGCACAGAUAGACCACAAAGUUUUUUUUUGCAGACUAUCGUUUGUAUAAGAAAGCCGCAAGUCAUCACAGGGGGAUGCACACCCCCGACACCCUCCCCCUAGAUUUGCCCCUGUAGCUGUGAGUCUAAGCCACAUUUUCCCUUAGUUAACUGCAGAAGUACUCCUUUAAAUUCCAGCUCGCUCCAUGUUUAGCAUUGUAGUAGCUGUUGCCACUUCAGCAGAGUUGUGUAGCUAACCCAGCUAACCCCCACCCCCACCCCCUGAGCUAUACAAACACCCGUUUAGUACAAAGAAAGCUUUGUGUUGGUACCCUGGCCUCAAUAUAUAUCUAAUAUGAAAUAAACUUGUUGACGCGGCAAACCAUCAGUAUCGAUAAGAAAAAAAUAUCCUCUGGAACCCAGGGUAUUGUUUCGGUUGCUUAUUUGCUGUUUCAAAUUAUUGAACAAACAAAAUAUCUUGGAAAGGGCGCAUUGAAAGCAGUGAACUCCAUACAGAUAGUAUAUGGGUAUGACUUGCAUUCCUUUUGUUGAUACAGUACUUUAACUUUUAAAAACAAAUCAUUUUAUAUUUGCUGGACAUGUCGUCUAAACUGCGGGGAAAACAAGAUUUCGCGCAAUUUUUCGGGCUCUUGUUUUUUUGAACAAUAGCUAGCCAUAUAUGGUUGCCAAGAGAGCCUAGCAACACUCGAUAACAAAGACAUGCCAUUUACAGCCAUUAUGCAAAGCUUAGCAGAUGAACAAUCAGUGUAUUUGAAGCACUAAGAGUACGUGUUUGUAUUCGAUUAAAGGCUGCAGAAGUCGCUUUUAAGGCUUCGUAAGUGUUUGUUAUGAGGAAUGAAAAGGGGAACGAAAAUCUCUACUUCGAAUCGAGCGCUUCGAUUGAACACGAGUCAAUAUCGCCGGGAGUACAAGAGCGGUGCUGUCUACCAUGGCGAACUCGAAGGGACGAAGAAAAGUGGGAAAGGGAUUUUUAAGUGGCCAAAUGGAGCUUGCUACGAUGGAGAAUAUGUUGAUAACACAAGACAUGGUUAUGGGAAGCAAUUUUGGCCAGAUGGAUCGAUUUAUGAGGGAGCAUUAGUGCGAGAUCUUCGGCAUGGCCAUGGCACCCUAACAUGGCCAGAUGGCGAGGUGAGGUCUGAAUUAGGUUAUUAAACUUAGUGAAGGAAGAGGUUCUUCUCUUCUGAGAUUGCUUUCCAUGGAAUCAUUUAAGCCUUUUUAUUCAUAUCAUUAGCCAUUUGAAAGUACUUUCAAGAGGAUAAACUUAUAGGUCUUGUCAGAACGUUCAAUUAAGCUUAAAAUAAGCUUAUGUUUUCGAGUAUGUUCGAAAUAAAUUAAGAUUCGAACGAAUAAUUUCCUGUUCUAAACACCAUUAUUUUUCACAGUCUCUUGACAGAAAUUUUACGCCUUGUUUGUGCAAGACAAAAUGUUGUGAGUUUAUCGUCUAAAGCUUCUCAUGAUUUAUUAACAAAGUGCAGGAAAAUAAAUUUCUGAUGUCAUGUUUGUGGACUGCAAAUUAAAGCUUAUUCACGGCCAGUUACAAAUUCCUUCGGGUUAUUUGAGGUCAGAUGACUUUGCAAAUUACACGUAAUUAUCAGAGAUGUGAAAUUUUCACGUUUCUUUGUAGAUUUUACACCCAACAGCUUUAUAAUCCAUUCAUAUGUAAAUGACUUACAGGUCUAAAUUAAUUCGGGUUAAAUUUUUUUAAUCUUAUUUUUUUAUAGUAGUAGAGUUGAUUCUCUGUUUCCUUUGUAUGCUAGCCCUAAUUGUUAAAGGGCUAGGAAACAAACGAAAUUGGGAAUCAACCUACAAUUGGCGACAAAAUGAGUUGAGACACCUCGCCCAAAAGUAGGCUUUUUUACGUUUUAUGAACUUCAAAAGGAGGAAAUAUAGCAACAAACACCCCAACUUUGAAUGGAGGGGACAGGGGAGGGGUGCGCGUGCAUGCGGAUUCUUUUGUUCUCCGAAGACACCCUAUUUAAGUACAAUGUCUCAACUAUUUUGUCGCCGAUUGUAGGUUAAAUAAGUUUAACCUGAAUAUAAUUUUGACCAGUACCAAAAAAGAUAGAAGUGAUCGCGACAGGAUACAUUUGUGGGCUUUUCACUCUUUUCAUGUUGAUCACAAUGCACCUUGUUUACCCCCCAAAAUUUUGCUUGAUAACUAUUGUCUUUGAUUUCUCUUGGGAUGACUGUAAUACCUAGGAGAAAUUUCAAAGAACGUUUACAGCUGUAUGUAAAUUUUUUUUUUUUUUGGGGGGGGGGGGGGGGGAACAGGUCUUGGUGAAAAGAGUGAAUAAAAGGCCGGGGGUGAAGGUGGGGGUGGGGGUACUGCCAUAUGUGGGCUAUAUGUGAAUGUGCCGCUGUGAAGGGUAUGAUUUUCAUGCAGUUUACUCUGAGAGUUUGGGUCUAGAAUUAUAGGGUAUAAUUUUCCAGGAAACUGAUCCAUUAGUUGAGGAUUUUAGGAUAGACUUGGGAAACUGGGAAUUGCCACACAAAGAUAUAAAAAAAUCAUAUCGGCAAGUUUAAAUUUACACAACUCAGCUUGAAAGCUACUCUAGGAAAGGGGGGGGGGAAUUUGAGGAGUUUAGUCUAGUAUAGGGUAGCAAAAUUCAGCUGCAUUAGCUCUUGUAUAGGCUAAGGGUUCCAGGGGUCCCAGCAGAACAUCCCUACCCCAAGAUUAACCAUCAUUAACCAUUAAAUAAAUAAAAUAUUGGUAAAUAUUAAGCUCUCUCUUAGUGAAAUUCUCCACUGUAUGACUUAUAAUAUGUUUCAUAAUAAUCUUGUUUGUAAUAUUAGAGUUACUGCGGAGAAUUUUACCGUGACAGAAAGCACGGCAAAGGAGUGUACACUUGGCCAGAUGGUACAGAAUUUGAUGGAUACUUUGAAAAUGACAAGAAAGAAGGAUUUGGAACAUUCACAUUCCCAAGUGGCAACAAAUUUGAGGUUUGUACAAUCAAUCAAUCAGUCAAUCAAUUACAUGUAAAGGAAAAAAUUAACACUUGUCCAUGAAUUUUUUUCUCCUAGUAUCAUGGUGAGACUAUUAUCUUCUAUUAUUGAUCAAUAAGACAAGUACAUUAAUAUUUUGUGAUUAUAAUCAUAAACCCUGGUUCAGUCAGUUUGUUUUCAUUGUACACUUUUGCAAGUCUUCUUGAUUGAUCAUUAUAAAGUUUAAUUAUGUAACAUAACAGUCAUGAGUACAUGUGUACAAUAUUAAAAGCAAAUGAUGACCUAUUGGGCUAAAUAAGAAUUUACUGCCACCCAGUUAGCUCAUUUUGGUGAGUGCUUGUCUGCUGAGUGGGAGGACAUGGGUUCAAACCCCGCCCCUUGCCAACAACCGGGGUCUUAUAAAAACUGCUACUAUUAUGCUGGCUGUUAUUCAAGAUCUUGUCUCAGUUCAGGUGAUCGCAUCAUGUGCUGUGAAGUUAAGCUGUUGGCCUGACUCCUUUAUCUUGUCUUAUCAAGAGGAUGGGAACUUUUACUGCUUUUUGAAAAGGGAAGGGAACGUAGACCCUCCUGGCCUGGUGGUAUGGCCUAUCUCACAAGGGGGAAGGUGUUACAGGCCUGAAGUUAUUGCUGUUAUGCACUAUUGUGGUGACCGUGCCAAGAUAUUACCCUAUUUCCUUUAUUAAUAGCUGGGGGCGAUCAUUCUUUUUUCACACCAAAAGGGGGCGAUUAUUCAAGGAGAUGUGAUUAUUCAAGGGAGGCAAUUAUUAUUUUAAAUACUGCUCACUGACAGUCAUGCCCUAAAUAUUUUGUUUUAUCAUCUCAUUGAAUAAAAAAAAAAUAAUCACCUCAAAUAUACUGAACAUGGUCUUUAUAUUUGUUUCAAAUUACUUUUUGGUCCCCUGGUUAAUUUUUGAUGUCAAUAUCCUCAACGUCAGAGCUUGAAUCAUCACUGAUCAGUUUUGGUGCAUCAGUCUCCACUUCAGCUUUGUUUUUCAUCCAAGGUGUCAAUUUUUAACUUGACAGGGAGGGGAUAAAAGAAAGAGAAAAUGGCGAGAGAGAGGGGGGGCAUUAUUCAAGGGAGGUAGUUUUUUAAAAUAUUUCCGUCAAAGGGUUUCAAUUAUAAUUAUGAGGAGGCAAUAAAUCAAGGGAAGGGUAUUACUUAAGGAGAUAAAUUAUGGUAUUGUCGAAUUUCAGUAAAAAAUAAAUAAAAUGUCUACAUUGAAUUUAAGACUGCAUGUGUAAUGAUAAACUCAAUAUAAUGACUUGAAAUGACUUAUAUUAUAGGCUUUCCUUGUUUACCAUCUGUUUCAUACAAUCAGAGUAUUUUGCAUUUAUGGCUUUCAGAGUUUGUUAGUGUCUUACUUGCUUACAUUUACUUACUUACAACUUGACAGUGUAAUGUUAUUGUUUCUACUGAAGUUGCAACUAUAAGCUCUCUUAAAUACAAUGUAUUACAACAUGAAAAGAAAUGGAAAACACCAUGGGGAAUUAUAUACAUCUUGCUGUUCAAGAGGCAAAAUCAUAAAUUUUGAAAUAUUAUUAAUAUGUUUGAAAUUAUGUUUUGUCACUUUACAGGGAAUUUAUAGAGGUGAUGAACGAGAUGGGCCAGGAAUUAUGACUUACAUUGACAGUGAACAAGAUGUUGGUUUAUGGUGCGGAGAACGCCUCAUAAAACUUUGUUCAGUGAUGGACAGUGCAUUUCUUUUUCAACAUUACUCAAAUUACAAUGUAAAUGCAGGGAACAACCUUUCAGGAAGAGUAAGGCGAGCCAACACUGCAAAACAGAACAUCAGAAACACGUCACCUUCCUUGCAAGACUUUGAAGGAGUAGAGGACAGUAAACUGCAGUCUCAGAUUCCAAAUUCAUUUCCAUUUUCAGAUAUUUUAGAAGGUGUGCGAGGUGAUAAAGGUCCUAAAGGACCAAUUGAACAAUCUUCAGAGGAGCUUUUAAAGGCUGCUGCUGCCGGAGACUGCUUUAAAGUUCAAAAUUUGAUUGAGAGUGGGAAAGUUCACGUGGAUGUUGCUGACAAAACAGGAUACACUGCACUAUUGGCUGCCUCGGUAAGUAGUACAGGGUGUAUCUUUGGUAAAUCCUAAACCUUACUCUCAGUUGUUAUUUUAUUUUUAUAAUUUCCAUAUGUAUGACAUGAGUUUGAAGCAAACAAGUUAGAAUCAUGCAAGCAUAUGAUGCAGGGAGUCUUAGAUAGCAAGUUGCUGGGGGGAUUCCCCAUCCUCCCCCUACAUCUGCCCCUGAAAUUAAAGUCAAUCUUAUUUUUUUUAUUCCCCAAGGUUAAUUGUCACCGUGAUGUCAUAAACUGCUUGCUGGACAAUGGUGCCAAUGUGAACAAGUUAAAUGAUGAAGGAUUGUCAGUUCUUGCAGCCUGUCAUGUUCUGUUCUACACAAAACACACUUGGAAGGAUAAUAUUGCAGAAAACAUCCCUCGUGAAAACUUGUUCAAUUGUAUACAGGAGGAUGGACAGAAAGGGAUUUAUAUUCAUCGAAAUUACCGUCAAAGUGCAGCUGUGGAAGAUGCUAAAAUGGAGACAAACUCUGAGUCAGGAGAAGUGGAUGUAAAUUCUGAUGAUGAGUUUGUAGCAAACUGCACUGAAAAUGAGAACAACCAAGUUCAAAGCAAUGAUCAAAGGACGUACAAGGUUAUUGAAUUUAAUAACAGAAAAUCGGGAAAUAAGGAUGAAUCCAGUCAUGAACUAGAAAACAAUUUAAGCAAUAAUUUACAAAGCAAAUUAGACCUCAAGAAAAAUGGUUUUAUGAAAGACUUUGAGAAACAAGGAAUGGAAAUAAUCAUUGACUCCAGUGUUGAAAAUGUACUUGAUUCUGGUAUGCUGACACCGAACAGUAAUCCGUCAGUGACACAUGACAAUGUCGGUGAUAAGACCAGCAAACUAAACAUAAUGAACCCGUCAUUGUUUAGUAUGAUGAGUGCGGUGAGCAGCACAAGGCAGCUGACAGAGUCUGGUGAUGAUUUGCGUAGUGAAAACAGCAUGGAGCAAAACAAGCAAGUGUUACUGGCUGUUCAGAGGUAACACAUUUUAAACCACAAUCUUACUCUCAAAUGUAAUAGGAAUCUUGAUGAUACUUGCAGAUUUCAAAUAUGAAGUGUCAAAGAUGGGUAUUUUGACAGCACACACUGCUGCUUAUAAAUGAUAAAAAAUUUCAAGGUUAUGAGAUAUGAAGGAAAUGAUCUCUUAAGAUAAAAGGUUAAUUGCAGAGUUGAUUUGACCAUGUGCAGUACUUUUGUACUCAGGAGGGGGCUGGGGUGUGCUUGACCCGUGUGAGCUAUAGAGGUGUUUGUCACCCAAAGGGUUUGGUUUUGAGCCACUUUAAACGUUCAGUGUCAAUACUACCGUACAUGUAUGUGAUGAAAAAAUUCUUAAAAUAAAAUGUGUUGAAUUCACUUCUUUGAAUAAUUUGCCAUUAAAAUAGGCACACAUACAGCAUUGCAAAGAAAGAUUAAAAGGGUUUAAAACUUAUACGUAGUUUUACACAACAAAAGAAAGAUCCGAUCACAGAGGUGACCACUAAAGUGUAUGGCCAGGAAAAAGAAACUAGAACAAGGUCAUGAGUUUGCAAGCUAAGUACAACUUUUAGAAGCCAGGUGGGAAGGCUAGUUCUAACGACAAGAGUAUAAAAUGGCAUGAUUUGGUCUGAAAAAAUAUAAUGGUCAGGAUUUUGAGAACUGGGAAGCACACCCAACCAAGACUUCCUUCCGUCCUGCAUAUAGACAAUUCAAAUGCUUUAACCCAGCCCAGUAGUUUUAAUCAAGGAUCUAUUCUCAAAACACCACAGGAACUUCAACUACUUAUGUGUUGAAUUACCCCCUCAUCUCUCAUCCUUUAAACAACUGUCACAGAAAUUACAUGAAUGGGAUUCUUCCACUACACAUGUUGAGAUCGAUGUAUUGAUCCGAUCUUUGCAUCCUACGGAAUGCAUUCUAUGAAUUUUAAAUUUUUGCAUCUUUGGGGAUUAUUUCUAUGUGUCAGGGACGCAGGAUGCAGAGGUGACAAAAUCACUGAAACUCUGCUACAUGACUCUGUGAUGUCAUAUUUUGAUAUUUAUAACAUGGUUUUUGUUUACUGGUAAUUUGAUUUUAGGCGUCCUCAUCUUGAAGCAACAGUUCGACUUCUACUGAAGCGAGGUGCAGAUCCCAAUGCAUCAUCACUUCCAAUGCCUGUACUUUUCUUUGCUGUCAAAGCUGCUGACUCUGCUGCUGUAGAAAUUUUACUUCAGAAAGGUGCUGACACUUCUGCCAAGCUCUCAACAGAGGUAAAAAAUGUUGAUAGUGCAUGCUUGAAAAAAUGGAAGGAGAACUUUCUGUGCUCUGAAAUCUGUGUUACUGUACAAGGUAAUGAAUAAAUAUAAUCAUUAUUACAAUUUUGAAUAAUGUCUGCAUGUCUGGUACUUUCAUCCACAGACUCAGAAGUUUGAACUCCGUACUAAAUAAAUAGUACCAUGUGAGAGUACUGCUGAAGAGGUUUCAUUUGAAUGGUAACACCACAGGAUUUCAUCCACAGACUCAAAAUUUGAACUACAUACUAAACAAAUAGUACCAUGUGAAAGUACUGCUGAAGAGGUUUCAUUGGAAUGGUAACACCGUGGGAUUUCAUCCACAGACUCAAAAGUUAGAAGUACAUACUAAAUAAAUAGUACCAUAUGAAAGUACUGCUGAUGAGGUUUCAUUUGAAUGGUAACACCAUAGGAUUUCAUCCACAGACUCAAAAGUUAGAACUACAUACUAAAUAAAUAGUACCAUGUGAAAGUACUGCUGAAGAGGUUUCAUUUGAAUGGUAACAUCAUAGGAGUUCAUCCACAGACUCGAAAGUUAGAACUACAUACUAAAUAAAUAGUACCAUGUGAAAGUACUGCUGAAGAGGUUUCAUUUGAAUGGUAACACGGUAGGAUUUCAUCCACAGACUCAAAAGUUAGAACUAUGUACUAAAUGAAUAGUACCAUGUGAAAGUACUGCUGAAUAGGUUUCAUUUGAAUGGUAACACGGUAGGAUUUCAUCCACAGACUCAAAAGUUAGAACUACAAACUAAAUAAAUAGUACCAUGUGAAAGUACUGCUGAAGAGGUUUCAUAUGAAUGGUAACACGGUAGGAUUUCAUCCACAGACUCAAAAGUUAGAACUACAUGCUAAAUAAAUAGUACCAUGUGAAAGUACUGCUGAAGAGGUUUCAUUUGAAUGGUAACACCAUGGGAUUUCAUCUGCAGACAGUAGAAUUACAUAACAUUACCUCUGGCAGCAGCAAAAAUGCUACUUACAAAACAUUUUUGUUAUUUAUUAUUCUAGCAUUUAGGAAUUGCACCUCUCCACAUUGCCGUAGCCCUCCCUGAUGAGACAGGUGUAGAGAUCACUGAGCUUCUUCUUAAAUCAGGAGCUGAUCCUAACAUUAGAGACAGUGCAUUUGGUUCAGGGGAUAAUGGAAGGACAGCAGGCCAUAUUGUAUGCUCAAGAGAGGAUAAUGACAAGGUAUAAUACCUGUGUGUAAUAUUGGGGAGCUUUAGCAUCAACAAUGAGAUUGAAAAGAUUUUUUCUAGCUUUUCCACAGAAUAAUGUUUUUUCAUUUAUUAUAUUUUGAGUAAUUUACCCUUAUCCUCAGUAGUUUUUGUUUAAAUUAUAUAAGCUUUGUCAAUUAAGGUGGCUUAGGCAGUGACUAAUUUACACUCUGAUUUAUCUGUAUAUUUACAGGUUUCAUGUGGCAUAGUGCGACUUUUACUGGAAUAUGGAGCGAAUCCUGAUUUGCUUUGUGAAGGCCACUCAGCUCUUUCUUUAGCAAUCUAUAGUGGAAAUGAUCUGGUAAGAUAUCCUACUUAUUAACUGAGAGUGAGGUCAUUUCAGGGAAAUCUCAGACCGAGAGUUGUAUACUUCAACCUGCAAUACAGUCAGGUGACACUGGUCAGCGGAUACCCCAAGGUUUUAUUUAGGGUAUUUGAGGGGUAGAAGCUCCCCCCACAACAUGCCCAGCUCCCCCCCCCCCUCCCAAAUAUAUUGUUAUCAUUACAGUAUAUAAGUAAUUAUAUUGGAAAAAUCAUCCAGACGCGAUGAGAUCAGUGCACAUGAAGUAAGUAUUUCCUGUCGAAGGACACUAUAUGACAAAGAACAUGAUCUCGACUAAAAAAUAAAAUAAAAUACCACUGUAACAUUUCUCAAAAUUGUAUCUCAAAAUGCACCAGAUUGCAUCUCAGCGCAUAUUUAUUUCAAAAAAUUUUCAGGUGGCAUACCCCCGGACCCCCUUAGAAAGCUCCGGGCCUUCUCUUCUGCCACUCGGGACUUCUCCCCCAAACGAUAAAUCCUAGAUAGAACCCUGAUAGGCUAUGGAGCUGUAAGUAGAAGCUGCUUAACAUCAUUAAUCAUGUGUUUGUCUUGCAGGCUGUAGACACUCUACUAGAGCAUGGAGCUAACCCCAGUCUUCGUCUUUCCAGGGGGGUGGGGUCUGCUCUUUGUGCAGCUACAUCGUUCAUGGCUGAAAGAAGAAGAACUCCGGCUGGAAGAAUAAAACUUGUGAGUUCACAAAACUCAUUACUUCUCCUUUCAUCUUAGAAACCAAAGUCGUCAUUCCCAAAAAAUCUUAAAUUUAUUUUCAUUUUGUGAAAAAAUGUAAAUAAACAGCAGCACGUGAAAGCACCGUGGAAGAGGUUUGAUUUGAAUGGUCACGCAAACCAUGGUUUUCCGUCUUGAACACUCAAGUUACAACUAUCUUACAGAAUCAAAGUUACUUUAAAAUCCCGAAUUUUGUUUUGCGCCACUGAAAAACAAUAUUUACUACAUGACAGUGUGUACUGCUGAACAGGUUUUAUUUAUUUCUAGCGUCAGCGUUGAGGGCUAGCCGUAACUUGGUCUUAGAAUGAAAGGAUCAAUGACCGCGUGAUCUCAUUUUCUUAUCAGAUAAACAAGAUGAUGAGAGCGGGCGCUAACAUCUUAUCUCCUAUAACGGUGAACCUCAAGUACCCUCCUGGUACUGUAGUGGAUUAUGCUUACAAUGUGUUUUAUCAGGUACACAUUUGUUUUAUUUUCUAAAGGCUGUUUUCUCUCCUUUUUUGGGACAGGGGGGUUGGUUUUAAAAGAAAAACUGGGUCAAUUUAGGUUUAUGGGGAAACUGUCCACCUACCCCUCCCCUUAGCCAACGUUCACACAUACUUAAGGAAGGGGUAGGAGGGCGGCUUCCCAAAAACCUUAAUUGAUCCGAAAAACUUUGGUUCUGAUCUGUGUCCGUGGGUGAAUUAAGACCCAGUUUGUGGUGCGGUAUCGAAAUCAGAAGAUUUGGAUGGAGAGUGGAAAAUUGGUACAUGAUGUAAAGAACUUGAGCUUCUCGUUCAUAUCCAGAGGGUAGGGUGGGACAAGUUACCGCUUUUUCGGUGUCUUGUCUGGAACAGGGUCGGAAAAAGCAGCUGAAAAUGGUUUGGUAUUGGCCAAGUUAGCCAGGAUACCAGUGCCAGAUCCCAAAAUCCAUAGAAUACCCCCUAGGGGUAUUCUAAUUUCGAUAGUUUCUCAGUAAUCUGUUAGAAGGAAAUUCUUUAUAGUAAAGCACUUUGGCUAAUUAUCAGAAAACUGCUUAAGUUACUUAAAGUAACUUGGUAGUAAUCUAAAAUGAUUAACGAUAUAGUUUCUCUUUUUGUUUCAUCCAUAGGAUCGCAAGAUAGCUCACACUCCUUACCAUGCCCUCUCGGUGUUAGAGCGCGAGUGUUACAAUGCCCGCCGGGAAAUGCUUGACCAUUUAGGAGACCUAUUACGAACACAGGUGUUGAAGAAGGAAAAGGAACUGAUUGAAAAGCAGAUAGAGGAGGCCGAGCAACAAACUGGUGAGCUGUUUUUCAAUCCUGAGUCCAGUCAGGGCUCAUUGUGUCAUGGUGUCUUUCUUUCUUCUCUUAUAGGCUGCGAAAACAGCCGUGUCUCCUCGUCAUUAGGGACGUUUCGUCAGGAGAGACGGCUGCGCCUCUGCUACAGAAAUUCCUUACUAGGGCCUUUUAUACGUGGAAAAAUAAGACGAGAACUUUCCGUAUAAACGGUACGUUUCGUCUAAAAUAAGACGCGACUUAGCUAAGACGCGUCUUAUUUUAGAACAGCUCUUAACACCUGUUCUUAGAUAAGACGCGUCUUAGCUAAGACGAGAAAAACUUCGUAUAAAUGACCUUCGCGUCUUAUAUAAGACGCGAACGCGUAGUACUUAUGCGUUAAUUUUUGGCGCGCCACGUUGGAUUGCCGUUGCUACGGGCAACAUUCACAUGUAUUCGAGUCAAGAACAGAAAUAAGACGCGAACCAUUUAUACGAGCUGUUCUCGUCUUAGAUAAGACAUGCUCGUAUAAAUGGUACAGUUCGCGUUUUAUUUAAGACGCGUCUUAUUUUUCCUCGUAUAGAUGGCCCAACUGAUGACGUAAGAUCUGUGAAAUCGAACAAAUUUACAUUUUGAACCCCAUGACUACCGGAUUAAUUAUGUAAACAUUAAUUUAUGUCAUCAGUAUGGAAUUUCUGUCGCGAAGGCGCAGACGUUUUGGGUGGCUUUUUUGUUUUAUCCAAAACUGUUGGCUAACCUUGUGGGUCCAGUCGAACGUUCGAAGACAUGGAGUAGCCGUACUUUCAGUAGACUAAUGUAGGACACGUUUUGUAUUUAUACAGAAAUUUUCAGGAGACCUUUUUUUCAACAAGAAUUGCAAUAUCUUGGUUGAAAAGCACAACCUUUAAAAAUCAUAGAUAACUUAGUAUAAAUACUUCAAUUAUCUUAGACUAAUGGAACGAUCGUACAGAGAUUUCUAGCCUUUCUCGAGCUACAUAAAUUUUUAGACAAUAUUUGCUACUUGCUCACAGUUAUAUUACAGAAAAAGGUGGACUAGUGCCCCUAGUACAGUGUUUAGGUACAGAAAUAAUAUAUUGAUCUCAUUUGGGUCUUUCAUUUCAGUAGCGCAGAAACCUGAAGGAACUCCUCAGUCUUCCUGGGGGAUCCUGAAGUCACCUGAUAAAGCAAGCAAGAUGAGAGAGCAGCACUCUACCCCUGUUACAAAAAAUCUCGACUCUACCCCGGCAGGGAGAAAUAAUGAUCCUAACUUGACUGGGGGAAAUGACGGCCUUAGAUUCAGCCGCGUAAGCUUUCGUCUUGAAAACGAGGUUUUUGGAGGGGAUGAAAUCGAGGCUGAAGCUGAUCGUGAAGUCGAGGCUAUCACUGGUGCUGACGGCGAGACUCCGGGGACUUAUGAUGAAGUAAGAUACAGUAAUUAGUUGUGCUCUCUCAUUUGCUCCUGAACCGCCCGUAAUCGCCCCGUAACCGCCAGUAAGCGGCGGUGCGGAUCCACGUCCCUUCUACCGCCUGUGACUUCACCAGUUUUAACGGCCAAGGUAGACAGAGGUUUUCCAUCUAAUUUGUGCAGGAUGAGGAGAUCUCUCAAACCAUGCCAGGCCGGAAAGAAAGGCAAAAAAACAUGUAACGUUCUUAUGAGAAUCUUGGUCCACCACCCAACCUUAAGAUCCUUUGAAAAAAUUUUACCAUAAGCGAUUCCCACCGAAAUGAAGUCUCCUAAAUGCGUAGCAAAAAAAAACGAGGUCAAAAUAGCGAAGAAGAAAGGAGGAGAGAUAGCGGAAAGAAAUAGAAAAGACUGGUGUCUCGAAAUUUUACUUUCUGCGCAUGUGGAUCAGAAGGCCGCGUAUGGUUAAAUUUGUUUGUUUGCUUUAGUCGUAUUAUUAAUGAAAUUUCUAUUGGUUCGUCCUUAGGAAGAAAAGGGAGGGAUGACUUCAGAUACGUCGCCUGCUGCCGUUACCAGUAAAGAAAACACUCCGUGUUCCCCUGGGUCUGGGCUCAGUGCUGCCAAUCAGCCGUCCAUCAAGCCCUCGUCACCAGGUCGAGACGAAAACUGUGGAUUACGCAUUGCUGUGACCAAAGCCGCUGACCAUAUGAGCAUUUCAGCGCUGGCGACUCAAGCUUUGAAGCAGCGGAAGCAAGUGAUGAAAAACCGUUUCCGGUAUUGUUAUGAAUGUGGGCGCUCCAUUGGGAUUCGUUUGUCAGCAUGCACGCGGUGUAAAGAGGUGUUCUACUGCAGUAAAUCUUGUAAAUUAAAAGCUUGGAAUGCAAGGCACAGGGAAGAAUGCGUAAGAUUGACAGGUAAGAUGGUUAAAAAGCGAAAAUAGGCAGCCCAACUGUAAGCAACCACUAGGACGAGGACAACGACAGUGUCGAAAAAACAAUUGGUUUCACGAGCAAACCAGCAGCUGCACGUGCAUCAUGCUUUUUAGUACAUUUUUUUGACAUCCACUGCGCGACUACGACGUGAAACCCUCAAAUGCGACGUUUUACAUGCGACGGCGAAUUUUCGUUUCUCUAUUUGAUCCUGGAUUAAGUCCUCAAGAAUUCACCCCCAGAAAAUCGCCUACAUUUGACAAAUUGAGCGGGUCUAAAUAGACGCGAUUAAAAGUACGCGAUUCAUUUCUUUUAGCGACGUUUCAUUGCCGUCGUCGUCGUCGUCGUCGUCUUUGCUUAAGCUCCCCACGUUUUUCGAGACCACGACGUUUCGGCUUUCAACUAACGUUAUUAUCAAGUUAAAAUAUCUGAUAUAUGGAUAGGUUUAAUCGUAAAAUUUCUAGUCUACGAGCAGUCUCUCUUUUAUCUUAGUCCGUCGGGCGAAACGCGUCGAGCGAAAAUGACCACGCGCAUGACUAAGGGUGCGACACGGCGUGCUGCCGCCCUCUUUUCUCGCGUCUCGCGGCUCGCAGCUUCGCCGCUUGAAGCUCCCGCGCGCUUGCAGCUCCAUUACUAAAUCUGAAGAAAAAGAGAGACUGAUCGCAGUCUAUAACGUUUCGUGCUCGUGGAGCGGGUUGAGGUGGACCAGAAGAAGUUCUGCAAAAGAGGUUAAAAUUAAUUUGGAUGGUGACACUUUAGGAUUUCGUCCACAGACUCAAAAGUUAGAACUACAUACUAAAUAAAUAGUACCAUGUGAAAGUACUGCUGAAGAGGUUCCAUUUGAAUGGUCACACCAUAGGAUUUCAUCCACAGACUCAAAAGUUAGAACUACAUACUAAAUAAAUAGUAGCAUGUGAAAGUACUGCUGAAGAGGUUCCAUUUGAAUGGUAACACCACAGGGUUUCAUCCACAGACUCAAAAGUUAGAUCUACAUACUAAAUAAAUAGUACCAUUUGAAAGCACUACUGAAGAAGUUUCUUGUUUAAAUUUAUUUGAAUGGCAACACUUUCGGAUUUCGUCCAGAGAUUUAAAAGUUAGAGUGACAAUUGAUCUCUCCAUAACAUUUGUUUUGCUUAGGUGGUGUAAAAACAGCGUCAAGUCGCCGAGCGGAAAGCCCAACUCCCACCACAGACCCGGAUGGCCCACCCCCGUCUACCAUCCCCGCAAGCUCUCAAAGAAAGACGCCCUCUCGGGGUAAGGGAGAAAAAGGUCGCAAGCCACAAACGCCUUCUCGAACAUCGAAGCGAAGUUCUUCAACACCAGUAACGAAGGGAAAGAAAUGACAGAGACGUGGACUCGUUAAAGAUAAAGAAGGAGUCUUGUAGAGAACCCGAUGCUUCUGUUGGCUGUAGGCAGAGAGAAAAAUUUCAUUUUCUUAUGAGGUGUUUGCCCGAAACGGUCACGUGGGACGAGAACCACCGUGCUGGAGGGCAAACAACGCCGUGUAACCUCGAGAAUUAAAUCCAGGAGAUUAGCUUUUUGAAUGGUGUAAACCUAGUUAAUUAUAGUGAUGUGUCUUUGAUAGCAGUCUGUAAUCAUGCGACAGAUUACACAAAAUCGCACGACCGUGUAGCGAAGGAGGUUUAACCGCAAGAAUGAUCACAGAUACUAUUGGACGGUACUUGGACUUGUUAACAAUUAAUCGUAAUUAAUUUAGAGUUUAGGUUUUCCGGGUGGUUGUAUAAACAGUGACAAGAACAGGGAAUUCGUAUUUUGGUAGAAGAGAACGAAUGAUUAAAAAUCGGCCUUGUAGUUGGGCUGUAUUUUUUAAUUUACAUGUGUAAAUAAUAAUUUCCUUUUAUAUUUAAGAAAUAAGUUUUGUGAAAUAGGUG
Messenger RNA from Porites lobata, 18310 nucleotides. NCBI's taxonomy places the organism in Eukaryota, Metazoa, Cnidaria, Anthozoa, Scleractinia, Poritidae. The record is from the annotation of a GenBank genome assembly.